Haplochromis burtoni (Burton's mouthbrooder) is the source of this 5707-nucleotide messenger RNA. Its product is annotated as oligodendrocyte-myelin glycoprotein. Gene Ontology annotation, biological process: neuron projection regeneration. Lineage: Eukaryota; Metazoa; Chordata; Actinopteri; Cichliformes; Cichlidae. The record is from RefSeq and is a predicted model, not a curated record. The coding region runs from base 3200 to 4561 and encodes 453 amino acids. Gene Ontology annotation, molecular function: protein binding. The transcript is spliced from 3 exons.
UGUCUGCGUGAUCAACAGCAUCACAGAACAGAGCACUAAAACCACUUCCUUUUCUUAAUAUAGCCUAAAUGGAGAAGUAAGAAUGAGUCAGAAAGACAAGUGUGCCGUUGAUUUAGAUUACUGUCAAAUCUCCCAGCAGCUUUCCACAUCAUUCACAUCUCUUCACCUGCAGCAUACUGAAUACGUGAUUAUAGUAUUCACACAGAGCUGUAGUCUUCUUGGAACUAUAUCAAGAUCAUCAUCAAUAUACAAACAUGAACGGCCUGCUCAUCCUGGGUGUAUUGCUGUUUAUCCCAGGGCAAAGUGAUGCUAACACAAUGACUCAAACCACCCUUGUAUCUAAUGGCGAUCAAUCCACGCUUCAUUCAUCAACAGCAACCUCCCCUGGUUCCAGAAGCAAGGCUGAAAGUGUAUCUCAGCCUGCCAUCAGCUCUGCCUCCACUACCAGCAUCACCACCACCACCACCACCACCACCACUGUGAAGACACCAACAACCACCCAUAGUGUUUUUCAAAAAUUCAAAGCUGAAUGCCGUGAUCUGUACAUACUGUCUGGCGUACUGUUAUUAAACUGCGUUCUUUUUAUGAUAUUGACACUGAUACUGCUGUGCAAGGUGUGCAAGUUGAAGAGACGUCUGAGAACCGAUGGCGAACCUGUCAGCAACAACGAGUACUGGAUGGGGACUGAGAAUAAGGCCAAAAGUAAGCCUGACUCUGAGAGAGCAGCCAAAGAGACCACCAUGUUAAUGGAUGAGGUAACUCCAGCACAAGGGGAGACAAAUAACGGCACCAUCAAGGAAGACGGUGAGAAGGUAAAGGAGGAUGAGAAAACACCAGAGGAGAAGGCGGUGGGAGAUGCAGCCAACAGCGAGGAGGCUUCAGCUACACCUGUAACUGCAGCUGAAGAUUCACCCUCCCCCAACCCACAGGCGGCCACCGAAGCCCAGCCCAGCCAAGCUGUGGAAGCAGCCUCCUCUGAGGGCAAAGAGGAAGGUGAUGCAGAAAAGAAAUAGAAGAUUCCUAUCUAUUUGUGUUCUUAUACAGCCUACAUCACUCUUCUUAUAUAAGAAGCUUAAUAUAUGAACAUUUUGUUUUCUUUGCCAAAGGAUGUGAUGUGGAGUUUUGUGUAUAGCUGCCCUUAUUUCACUUUGGCUUUAAAUCCUUUAACUGUAAUUUUUUUCUCCAGACAGAUUUCAAUUUGAUAAUCAACCAGCUGUGUGUAUUCUAAGCUUGUCAACCAUUUUAUUACUGGGAAAACAACAGAGUGAUGUUGCUUCCAAUUCUUGUGUGUGAAAAUUAAAAUAUUUUAACAUUAGAAUAAGCUUUUUGUUUCUUUCCCCCCAGCUCACCUUGUGUGUUUGUGUUUUUCCUCUCUUACUCUAAUUUGACAAUCACGCAACCAGCACAACAGAGAUCCAUCAUUCAGAGUCAUCACUGGCCCUUCAGCUGUGUAACGAGCUGGCAUUCGUGUGUGUGUGUAUGUGUGUGUAUGUGUGUGUGUGUGUGUUUGUGUGUAAGCGGUUUGCUUGAUUAGCAAGCAGAGAAUGUGCGUCCUCCAGGCAGUGCCACUCAACUCUAAAAGAAUGCUCUCUUUCACCUCAGCCAGAGCUGACAAAAGACAUACAUAGAAGCACAGACACACACACACACACACACGCAGAAAACUUUUCCAAAAAACCAAUACGGGGUUGUUUCCGCUGUCACGUGCAGAACUUUGUUUAUCCACUUGCAGGUGACGUCAUGAUGAAUGUGCACCUUUCUUUAGCAGUUCUGAAUAGUUUGUUCUCUGCUGAGCUGGGUAGUGCAUUUAUACCACUGGCACUGAAUGCAAAAGUAGAAGAGAUAAAAAGUAAAAGAGAGAAAUAAAAGCAUGGCUCUAGGUGAUGCAUGUACAUUGAUGAAAUAAUGAGUGAAUAAUUUCAGCAACUCUUUACUGCCUGUAUGGUGCAGCAGGUAUACAAAGUCAAAUUUGGGUUAUUGGGUGUUCUUUUUUUUUCUUUCCUGCUACUGCUGCAGUAUUUGGCAACACUGCACGAGCUGAAAGCAGUUUUAUAGCACGCUAAGGGUGGUGGUAGACAGAUGUGGAGUGAUCGUGAAGCUUCUUGUAAGGGCCAGUUACAGGAUACAUGUAACUUAACCUCAUCUCAGCAAGCUGCUAAACCCAGAAAAGAAAGUACAGAAAAGAAAAGGUGGGGAGGAAGUAACAAGCACUUUGCUGAAAUGUGUUUUCGGUUAAGGUGACCACUGAGCUGAGACAAUAGUUUUAAAAAAGAAGAUUUCGAUUAACUGCUGCCAGGGUUCUGCAGUCAGAAAUGUGAGCUGUCUUUGUGCAAAAAUAAUUUUUGUCAAAUUUGUCGCACUUGAAAAGUUGAAACACUGAUUAACUGUCUCUUUGGAACAAGUCUAAUUUUGUGGUAGCAAUACAGCAAUGCAGUGCAGAACGGAGAGUUGCCUGUAUUGCUGAUGACAGGUAGGAAGCUGCAGCAGAGGGAGAGUGCUCUGCAAUAAAUCAUGGUGCUCUUUUGUGGCAGCCUCCAACAUUUACAAGGAAAAUAAGACCCAAUUGAAGCACAUCAUUACAUUUGCAAAAGGAGGCUUUAAGAGGGGGUGUAGAUUAUGUGAGAUAACUGAUAACAGUCGAUCCUAUUUAAAUACAAACAGGGCUGAAAUCCGAGCACAGCAGCAGCUAUCGUUUUAAAAUGCAGAGGGAAAUCUUGAGAGCUGCCAGGUUUGGAAGGGACCAAGUGGUUUCCUUUGUAGUCCUUUUUAUGCAGAGAUCCCUUCAUUAUCCGCUACAUUUCUCCUUACCUCCAUCCUAAUGCACCCCCUCAACCCCCACCUUACCCACUCACAAGCACCCCAGCCCUCCCCUUUUACUUCCACUGCACAGAGUAAAUCCAGAGCUUGCAGUGUGUGAUCACGCCAACCCCAAAAGAUCCAUAAGAGCCGGUAGUAAACUCUCAGCUUUUCAAGGAGCAGCCAAGGACCAAACUGCAAAGAAGUGAAGGCAGCCUGAGAAAAAAAGAUACAAAAAAAAAAUGGUCGAGUAGGCAGAGGUCAAUUCUAUGAGCGGAAAAGGGUGAAAAAAAACACCUUCAGCAGAACACCAGCUGGUCCUGGGAUCAAAAGCAGAAAAGGACAGGGGAAAGAGGGGGCUGGACAGCGAGAAGGAGCAGAGAAAAGUGAGUGGAAUGAUAAAAUGAGAAGGUGGAAGCUUUCUCUUCUGGAGCUCGUGCUCGUGUUAUGGCUUGGGUUGCGAAUUCUGGCUGUGUGUCCCUCCGUGUGCUCCUGCAGUCGCAGCCACAGGGAGGUAGACUGCUCCUCGAGGGGUCUAAGAAGUCUGCCCAACAACUUACAGUACAACCUGCGCUCCCUUAACCUGUCCCACAAUCGUUUCCACAGCCUGGAUGACCAACUUACCGCUUACACCCAUCUCCGCGUUCUAGAUUUGUCUCACAAUCGGCUGAGCCGACUGCCCGCAAACCUACCUCGUUCCCUCUGGCGGAUCUAUGCCUCCUCCAACCGCAUUCAGUUGUUGGACAAGAAUGACACGGUUUACCAGUGGAACCUGCAGCUGCUUGACCUCUCCAACAACAAAAUGGAGAGAGCCACCUUUAUCAACAACACGCUGAGCAGUUUGUGCACGCUCAACCUCAGCCACAAUCACUUCUGGACUUUGCCUACCAACCUACCCGUACGCCUGGAGAUUCUUGACCUGUCCCACAACUGGCUAGUAAAAGUACUUCCCGGAUCUUUAGAUCGGCUCCCCAGACUAACUUACUUCUACCUGCAUGCUAACCGCUUCUCUGCAAUGCCUCUUGGAGUCUUGGACAAAAUGACAUCGCUCAAAGUCAUUGCUUUGGGAAACAAUCCUUGGGCUUGCCACCUUUAUGCCGACAUCAGUUACUUGCUCUCCUGGACUCAGCGUACCCCCGCACGUGUCCUGGGCUGCCCAUGCCACACUCAGCCCGUCUGUGGAGGGGUGCGCCCUGGCAGGACGGGAGGGUGGCAUUAUGCCUCCUACAACUUACCCCCAUUGGCUGCCAGCGCCAAGGAUCUGACCUCUAUGACCCCUAAAGCUAGUGUCACCGGCUGGUGGUAUCUGUCUGUUUCUACCUCGCUGAACACUCCUGUUGCCCCAAGAGAGACAUGGGACACAAAACACCACACUUUCACAGCCACACCCAGCAUCAGCAUGGCCACCCUGAAGUACAAAACCACAGGCACACACCUAACUAUUGAUCACAUGUCUGCAAGUGUUAGCUCUGAUUCUCUUCAUGUCUCUGCAACAAAGCAAACCUCAACCACAGACACAAGUCUCCUUACAGAAAUGACCGAUGAAGAUAACACGACAUCUGCCACAGAUCAAUUUUUUACCACAGAUAGUCUGUCCAUCCAAACAAAGAAGACAACCACACUUCGCACCAGAAGUGUGAGGAGGCAGAAUCCAUCCUUUCCAGGUGGUAUCCCUAACAGUAGCCCUGCUCUUGUUUCCUGUUCCUGGGAUUUAUUCCUUCAUAGCUCAGCGCUCCUGUCUCUCAUUCUGAUUCAAGUCCAUUGAAAGACGAAUGAAAAGGCCCAACACCAGUUUAUAGCACAAACAAGUAGAACAGACACAAAACUGAAUACUGCUGCUGCGCUGCAAACCUUGCAUAUAUAUAUUACCAGCUUUACAGCUUUAAUUUCAAUGACAGGCUUGAGCUGGGUGUACUGACACUUUUAGAAUUACAUGUGCAAAAACAAACAACUUUUCUAACAUUUUUACAAGCCCUGCUUUGAAUGUCUUUUUAAGAUUGUAAUGAAUCUAGCAGAGCACAUGAUGGCACUAUACAUCCAGGUACCAGUCUGUUAUGUAACUGAGUGCCUGGUGCUUCAUGGGCAGCAACAGUCUAUUUCCAGGCUGUCCAAGGUGCACUUCAGUACACACUAAUGUCCCCAAUUUAGAGUUUUAAAUGUUUUAUUUUUUUAACAUUUUUUAUUGUUUCCCUAUUUGUUUCCCCAGUUUCACUCUAGAUGUGUAUUUUUGCUUUGACUUUGUGCAACAUUUCAUCCUGUUAACUGUUUCCGCUCUCACUGUAGCUGUCCUUGAUGUCUGGCCUGCUCGUUUCAUACAGGGGUCAGGAUGUGUGAUCGAAAUGUCGGGGACACGCACAUAACAGGAGAGAACAGAGACUCUUUGGAGCAGAGGGCAGACAAAUGGACAUUGUUGCAUCACUACAGUUUAACAAAGUCCAAAUGCUUGGCGCUGCUUCUGCAUUUUGAUCACAUCUCAGACUUAAGUGUCCUUCAUGAUUCAGUGACGCUCGUGAAAAUUAUCUGCAUGCUGACUGAACGUCGCAGGAAUGCUAACUUACUUGUGUCUUGCCGCAGAGCAUUAAAGCGCAGACACUUUCGUGAUAUUCAAAUCUCGACUGCAUUAAACGCCAAUGAUGUAGCAGCCUGCAGGUUUUUUGGUUUUUUUUUUUACAAUUUUAGUAACGCUUUUGCAUCUAGACCUUAAAGCUGCCAACAGAGGGAGAAAAGCACCACAGAAAUCUGCUUUUGAUAAACUGGAGAAGAACUAAUGUCAGGAAUUAGUUUAUUGCUGGGUGCUGCUUCAAAGUGUUUUCUGUAAUGUUAAAUAAAAUGUUGGCUAUUUACACCUUCUGAUAAUUGUUUUCAUUUCACCACUCACCACCUCCUCUUCUUUUCUUUGCUUUAUCCUACC